UGUCAGUGCAACGCAGACUCCGGCCAUCAGAGGGCGCCGGGGCGGCUGGGCUAGUGCGCAGGCGCGCUGAGAGGGCUGGCGCCGCUGCGGCAGCUGCGGCGGUCGUGGCUGCGCCCGGGGGAAGUGAAUGGUUUUACCCAGAGGGCCCUGCGCCGCCUUUCUCCGCUGGCAACGGCGCCGCUCCCCGCUCCUCCUCCCCAGCCAUGGCGUUCACGUUCGCGGCCUUCUGCUACAUGCUGGCGCUGCUGCUCACUGCCGCGCUCAUCUUCUUCGCCAUUUGGCACAUUAUAGCAUUUGAUGAGCUGAAGACUGAUUACAAGAAUCCUAUAGACCAGUGUAAUACCCUGAAUCCCCUUGUACUCCCAGAGUACCUCAUCCAUGCUUUCUUCUGUGUCAUGUUUCUUUGUGCAGCAGAGUGGCUUACACUGGGUCUCAAUAUGCCCCUCUUGGCAUAUCAUAUUUGGAGGUAUAUGAGUAGACCAGUGAUGAGUGGCCCAGGACUCUAUGACCCUACAACCAUCAUGAAUGCAGAUAUUCUAGCAUAUUGUCAGAAGGAAGGAUGGUGCAAAUUAGCUUUUUAUCUUCUAGCAUUUUUUUACUACCUAUACGGCAUGAUCUAUGUUUUGGUGAGCUCUUAGAACAACACACAGAAGAAUUGGUCCAGUUAAGUGCAUGCAAAAAGCCACCAAAUGAAGGGAUUCUAUCCAGCAAGAUCCUGUCCAAGAGUAGCCUGUGGAAUCUGAUCAGUUACUUUAAAAAAUGACUCCUUAUUUUUUAAAUGUUUCCACAUUUUUUCCUUGUGGAAAGACUGUUUUCAUAUGUUAUACUCGGAUAAAGAUUUUAAAUGGUAUUAUGUAUAAAUUAAUAUAAAAUGAUUACCUCUGGUGUUGACAGGUUUGAACUUGCACUUCUUAAGGAACAGCCAUAAUCCUCUGAAUGAUGCAUUAAUUACUGACUGUCCUAGUACAUUGGAAGCUUUUGUUUAUAGGAACUUGUAGGGCUCAUUUUGGUCUCAUUGAAACAGUAUCUAAUUAUAAAUUAGCUGUAGAUAUCAGGUGCUUCUGAUGAACUGAAAAUGUAUAUCUGACUAGUGGGAAACUUCAUGGGUUUCCUCAUCUGUCAUGUAGAUGAUUAUAUAUGGAUACAUUUACAAAAAUAAAAAGCGGGAAUUUUCCCUUCGCUUGAAUAUUAUCCCUGUAUAUUGCAUGAAUGAGAGAUUUCCCAUAUUUCCAUCAGAGUAAUAAAUAUACUUGCUUUAAUUCUUAAGCAUAAGUAAACAUGAUAUAAAAAUAUAUGCUGAAUUACUUGUGAAGAAUGCAUUUAAAGCUAUUUUAAAUGUGUUUUUAUUUGUAAGACAUUACUUAUUAAGAAAUUGGUUAUUAUGCUUACUGUUCUAAUCUGGUGGUAAAGGUAUUCUUAAGAAUUUGCAGGUACUUCAGAUUUUCAAAACUGAAUGAGAGAAAAUUGUAUAACCAUCCUGCUGUUCCUUUAGUGCAAUACAAUAAAACUCUGAAAUUAAGACUCA
This is a messenger RNA of Pongo pygmaeus (Bornean orangutan), 1525 nucleotides long. It is a transcript of the gene CNIH1, whose product is annotated as cornichon family member 1. The coding region runs from base 204 to 638 and encodes 144 amino acids. The transcript is spliced from 5 exons. Gene Ontology annotation, biological process: vesicle-mediated transport. NCBI's taxonomy places the organism in Eukaryota, Metazoa, Chordata, Mammalia, Primates, Hominidae. The record is from RefSeq and is a predicted model, not a curated record.